AAGCCAACAACACGAUGGAACAUCGUUCGUAAGGCGAAGAAUGGUCUAUACUACCUGGAGCAUGCGGAUUUCGAACCCGGAUGUUCAGGAGCCAUCGUCUUCGCCCAAUUUCAGCAGCUAAGCUUGCCACAAAGUCGUGCUGUUGAACAUAAGAUGGCGUCCCUCCUAUACUCUCCUGUUGUGUAUAUCAUAACUGCGAUCAAGGGCCAAGCAUCGACCGACAGCAACGACGUCGAGACUCAGACCCUCAUUCAGGAAGUCUUCCUCAAGAGCCAACGCUACAGCGAAGCCUAUACACUGGCGCUCCGACAUCCAGCUAGACUCAAGGACACACCGAACUUCCUGGUGAAUCGUGCACAGUUUAGUGUGAGCAGGCCUGAUCAGAUGAUACACGCCCUUUUGGUGGUACAGGAGGUCCGACACGCCAAGGUACUUGUUCUGUUUGGAGCACUUGCUCUGUUGUCCCUCAGUGUGGGAUGCAUGGUCGGAUGGGCGACCAGGGAUGCGAACAUGGGCGUAGGUGUGAGUGCAGGGUUGUUCCAGUUUCUGACCAUGCUUCAAUGGUCAUAUAUUUGGGUGGUUAGAAGG
Aureobasidium uvarum is the source of this 588-nucleotide messenger RNA. The record is from the annotation of a GenBank genome assembly. NCBI's taxonomy places the organism in Eukaryota, Fungi, Ascomycota, Dothideomycetes, Dothideales, Saccotheciaceae.